This is a messenger RNA of Cicer arietinum (chickpea), 1431 nucleotides long. Its product is annotated as epoxide hydrolase 2-like. Gene Ontology annotation, molecular function: catalytic activity. NCBI's taxonomy places the organism in Eukaryota, Viridiplantae, Streptophyta, Magnoliopsida, Fabales, Fabaceae. The record is from RefSeq and is a predicted model, not a curated record.
UAGUAUUUAAAUUAUCAACUAUCUUGUAUCAGCUUAAUUUUGAAAUAUCAGUUAAUUUAUUGCUCAAAUUAAUCCUUUCUUUAUUUUCUCCGCCACAAGUUCAAAAGAUCGUUGCUCUCUGAGUUUCAGAUAGUGAGUGAUUAAUGGAUGAAAUCCAACACAAGUUCGUUAAAGUCGGAGCUCUGAGACUCCACAUAGCAGAAAUUGGAACCGGUCCAAACGUUGUCGUAUUCCUUCACGGCUUCCCGGAGAUAUGGUACUCCUGGCGCCACCAGAUGAUUGCCCUCGCCGCUGCUGGUUUCAGAGCUAUCGCGCCAGAUUACAGAGGCUACGGCCUUUCCGACCCGCCGCCCGCACCCGAAAAAACAACCUUCAAUCAACUUCUCGAUGACCUCCUCGCGAUUCUCGAUGCUCUUGCUCUUCCCAAGGUGUUUCUUGUUGGAAAAGAUUUUGGAACUCGUCCUGCAUAUUUGUUUUCCAUUCUGCACCCGGAAAGAGUAUUAGGAGUUAUCACUUUGGGAAUUCCUUAUGUUCCACCAGGCCCUUCUAUGUUUCAUAAAUUCCUCCCUGAAGGCUUCUACAUUUUGAGAUGGAGGGAACCAGGAAGGGCAGAGGCUGAUUUUGGACGCUUUGAUGCGAAAACAGUUGUGCGAAACAUUUACAUCCUUUUCUCAAAGAGUGAAUUACCGAUAGCUAGUGAAAACCAAGAGAUCAUGGAUUUGGUGGCACCUGAUACUCCUCUUCCCUCUUGGUUCACUGAGGAGGAUCUUUCAGCAUAUGGAGCUUUGUAUGAUAAAUCUGGAUUCCGAACUGCAUUACAGGUUCCGUACAGGUCAUUUGGUGAAGAUUUUAACUUACCGGACCCUGUAGUCAAUGUUCCAGUACUACUGAUAAUGGGUGGAAAGGAUUAUGUUUUGAAGUUUCCAGGGAUGGAGGAUUUAACAAAAGGUGAAAAGGCUAAAGAGCUUGUUCCUAAUUUGGAGGUUACAUUUAUUCCAGAGGGAACUCAUUUUGUUCAAGAACAAUUUCCCCAACAGGUGAAUAACCUUAUCCUUGCCUUCCUUGCCAAGCACACUUGAAUUUUGGUGGAAGCUUAAGGAUGGAUGGUGUAUGUGGGUUGGCAAGUGUGGAAUAUGGGGAAUUUAGCCAAUGAACUUUGCUUGUUGGACUUGGUUAGUUGUAUUUCGUGUGAAAUAAGGGAAUGUGAACUGUGUAUUUGUCUAUUUGAUGGUGUUUAUUAUACAGAGUUCAGUAAUAACUUUUGCAGAGUUGUGAAAGUACCAGUGAUUCCAAGGAAUAAAUUGUCAGAGAAACUGGCAAUGGACAUUUACAAUGACGGUAUUAACUUCAUGUUAAAUUGGACCGCCGUUGACAUAUUGGAUUUUGCUUGAUAAAAUAAUAUAAAGCUUUGUAUUCACUUGGGAUAUUAAA